CUCUGUAGGGGAUGCUCGCAUCCCCUAAACAAAAUAUACGGAGUGAAAAUAUAUCGCGCGAAGAAAAAUAUACAUGUUCUAUUUUCAAAAUUUAAUAAUUGAACUAUAUUUAUAUUAUACAUUAUUUUAUAUUUAUGAAGAAAUAUAGUUUUGGUAAUUAUUAAAGAUAUUAUUAUGGCUUCACCAAAAGAGACCAAGAGUGACGGGUGCGGCAGGUUCCGGAGGUGGUGCAAGAGUCGUCGUUGCCAACUGUGGCGGCUGCUGCUUCUCCCGUUCAUACCGAUCCUGGCGCUAAUCGUCCAGACUACUUUAUCCUUGAGGAGCAGCCUCACAAAUGGAAGGGAAGUAGCUGAUGUUGAGGAACAGGUCAGCAGAGCUACAGAAUUAGGAAAACUUGUAACCAGACUGCAACAGGAGAGGUCAGAAGUGGCAUUUUUUAUCUUCACCAAUGGCAGCACGUUAAGGUCAAACUUAUGGCAACGGUUCUCCGAAACUGAUAGAGCUAUAGAGCAGAUGGGGGAGCUUCCACUGCUAUCUUUCAAGAAUCGUGCCAAGCCAGUUGAUGAGAAGACCUUCAUGACAGAGCUAAAAGAGCUCAGAGCAAGCAUCAAUGAUGGCACGUCGAUGACGGAGGCGGUCGAGUGGUACACGAACGCAAACGCGGCAUUUCUCAGUCACCUCACAAAAGAGAUCAAAGACACCGAUAGUAGCACAAUAUGGAGAUACUUGAUGGGUUUCAAGAAUUUAUUACGAAGUAUAGAGUGCAAAGGCAUCGCUUCUGUAUUGGGAAUUAAUUACUUCGCGCGUGGUUCGCUGCAACCGAGGUCGCACGAAAGGUAUAUAGCUCACAUGGUUCUUGGUAGGGACCUCUUGGACAACACACUGAACCUGGUCCCGUCACUCAUACCACUGCACAAGGAUAUCAAGGAAGACAGCCCGGAGUAUCAGGUUUUGGAGAAGAAAAAUCAACAAAUAGUGGAUAAUAAACAUGAGAAUGGAAGUGUAGCUGAUGCUAUUGAAUAUUUCGAUCAAACAGCUACACUGUUGGACAAAUUGAGAGCAGUUCAAAAACAGCUGAGGGAAUAUAUCAGAGAGGGUGUGACGAAAAGCCUUCAGGAGGCGAGACGUAGUGAAGCGGUGUGCGCGGCCAUACUCGUGCUUGUGUGUGUGGUGUCACCCAUUAUUAUAGCAUUAGUCACCAACGCUGUAAACACUAUACAGGUUUAUGCAAGAAAUCUAUCGGAAAAAGCUCGGGAACUGGAGUAUGAGAAAGAGUUGAGCGACUCACUACUCUAUCAAAUGCUUCCUGCAAGCGUUGCGAAGCAAUUGAAGCAAACACAACAGGUGCCGGCUGAGUUCUUCGCAUCAGUGACCGUUUACUUCAGCGAUAUAGUUGGGUUCACAGCAAUAGCCGCCGUAUCAACGCCUUAUCAGGUGAUAAGUUUCCUCAACUCAGUGUACAAAUUGUUCGACGAACGCAUCGAAUGCUAUGACGUAUACAAGAUAGAAACUAUUGGUGAUUCGUACAUGGUUGCUUCAGGCCUACCCGUCAGAAAUGGCAACAAACAUGCGACUGAAAUAGCGAAUAUGGCUUUGGAACUGCUUGAAGCGACGUCGAUGUGUCGCCUCCCACACCGGCCCGAUCAGACGUUAUGUAUGAGGAGCGGCAUCCACACAGGGCCGUGUGUGGCCGGCAUCGUCGGCACCAAGAUGCCGCGCUACUGUCUGUUCGGAGACACCAUCAAUACCGCCAGCAGGAUGGAAAGCACCGGCGAACCAAUGAAAAUCCAGAUUUCAGAAGACGUAAAGAAAGCACUAGACAAAACUGGGCAGUUCCUGACGACUCCAAGAGGAUUAGUUGACGUUAAGGGCAAAGGCGAAAUGACAACACAUUGGCUAGAGGGCAGGACUGGUCCCUCCCCAGUUAGACCAACAGCGUCCACCCUCUCAUACACACCCAGCUUCCUCGCCAGGAUACACUCACAAGGAAGAUCAGCUUCGCCCAGAUACCAGCCUGAUUCCAAGAGAGACUUUCACUGACUCGUUUAAUCAUUGCAUCAGGAUUAGUGAUGUGCCGAGUCGAAUUUAUAUGGUAUUCGAGUAAUUUGAUACUCGUUAAAAAAAUAAUCGAAUCUUGACUCGAGUCCGAAAACUCAGACAAGUACUCGAAUAUUCGUAUUAUAUAGAUGGAUGUUUAGAUGUAUGGAUUUUUAUUACACAGUCACGCUUCAACGGAUAAACGAAUUUAAAGAAAAUAUGGUAUACGGGGAAGUUAUAUCCUAACUUAACAUAUAGAAUAAUACAUACAUUGACUUACAAAGACAAAGCCAGAGACUCAACAAUCUCAGUGUAAUUCGCAGUACUUUAGUACUUGUCCGAGUAUUCCAGUACUGCAACAAACUCGAGUAAUUUUUCAAUUAAUUUCUGAAGCUUACUUUUAAUAAAUAUUCAAUCAUUUUAUAAUUUUUCCUUUGGUAAUUAAUGAAAAAUUUAUGAUUCAAUUAUACAAAAGAAUUAAAACAUAUAAUAAAUACGCGAAUGGCAUUCGAGUAUCGCAAGUAUUCGAAUACUCGAGUACCUAAGUACAAAUUAUUUAUUCGAGACAGUAUUCGAGUUAACCUGACUCGGUUUAGCAUCACUAGUCAGGAUAAGUGGACAAAGGUUAUAUCUGGCAAAAUUAGAAAAAAUAAACCUGCUGCAUAAACAAAUGGUUUGGCAAAUAAUAAAUCAUCUCAGGAUAUUGAAAACUGUAAUUUAUUCAUUGCCUAAGAAGCGAUAAAGUAUAAGCUAGGUAAUAUACAUAUAUCAAUAUCUAUAUUAUAUAUUUUAGUUACAAAAUCUAUAUACUGAUAUGAUGCUCUCUAAUAGUACAUUACUGCAGCGGCCAGCAACUGAGGCAUUGAUGGACGAUUGUGCAAAUGUGGGCCGAGACGUAGCCGAGGCACACAUACGUGAGUCCAUCAAUGCCUAGUUGUGGCCAAGGCUUGUAUAGUAUUUUUCUCAAACAAUGCGCGGAAAUCGAAAACACAAUUUUACUUUUUAAGUUCAAUGACGAAUAACGAACAAUAAACCACGCGCCAUAAUGUUCCUUUGUUUUUUAUCAAUAAACAGCUUUCUAUUUGCAAACCAGUUCGAAAUUUAAAUAAAACCUUUUAUUAGUUACCUCCUUGGUAGCCAUGUUUCGAAGUAAAAGGUCAUUCCAUUUUUAAAUUACAGGACAGAUAUGAGUUUACAUAGUAAUUUAUCUGGCCGCAAAACACGACAGAUAUGGAUUUUCAUACAACUUUUGCCGACCACUGCCCGCAUGUAUCUGGCCAGUACGGCAAUUUUGAUUUAUCUCGAAGAAGAUUGUUAAAAUAAUGCUUACAUUUCCAAGCAUGUUUGAGAAAAUAUUAUUAACACAUCAAUAAAUUCGAUGAUUUAAUUGAUCUUCAACUGACUUCAAAACCAAGGUUCUCAACUGUGCUUUGUUUUAUUAUGUUUAUUACCUCAACUCUAUCUGGUAUAAACCGUUUUGGGAAAUUCUUUUUUUUUUACUGAUAAAAUAUAUUUACAGACUGGCCCCGUUUUAUCAAAAUCGGUUUAGUAGUUUAGUUUUUAAAUUAAAAUAACUGGUUUUGCUAGUAUUGAAGUCGGUUUUUUAUGGAACGCUAUCUUAAAUAAUUCAUUUAUACUGUUAUUUGAUAUCAACAGACUAUGCAUUUGUUUACAUGUCCAUUAAGUUCUAUUGACACAUACUGUUAGUACCAUAAUUAAUUUUACAGAUUACAAAUACGUAUUAAAACGUGUUAAAAUCAUUACUACUAUUAAACCAUUUAUCAGUUAAUACCUUUGUCCACUUAACGCUUCGAUCAUAAUCGAAUACCAUCAAAUCAACCAAAGACACAGAAGACUAAUGGAAGAGAAUAUGUCGUUGACAUUUUUUAUAUAUAUAGAUGUAGUUAAAUGUACACUCACAAACCGAGCACCUUUACAUUAAGGGAUUCAUCCAUUGAUAUACAAAAAAGCCAAGAUUCCUGCACAAAAGUUACGCUUCAACACCAUCCGGAAUUAAAAUAGAAAAUAGUUGUUAUGGAAACACCGAUAUAUUUUAAAUCCAUUUUCAGUCAUGUGAUAUUUUUACAAAAUUAAUGUAAGGACAUUAAGAACAUUGUACUAUAGUACUAUAGUACAUUGUAGUAUUGUCCUUAGGAAUGAGAACGCAUUAAGAAUAUAGGUAAUAUAAUAUAUAGCAAUAUCUAUAUAUUUAAGUUACAUUGGGAUCGAUUCUGGAGCGAUAUUUCUCUAAAACUACCUGUAAAAUAAAAAAAAAACAAUUUGACAUCACAGCAAAACAUUUAUGCUUUUAGACCCAAAUUGAACUACAUUUCUAAUAGAUUUAAAUUAAAAAUUAUUACAAAUAUACUUUAUGAUUGUCCAGAAAACAGUCAUCGUCAUUAUCAUAUCAGCCUUUAACUGUCCACUGCUGAACAUAAGCUUCCCCCUUGAACAGGUUUUGCUAGUAGUUGCCACAAUUGAGACAGUUUGCACUGCAGUCAGGCUUUGGAGAUGUUUUAAGCGGAACGUUGCUACCCAUCCCUCGCCCUCCCUUAGUCGCCUCUUACAACACUUGCGGAAAAGGAUGGGGUGGCCUAUUCUAAAGUUAUAAAGAAAUAAGUUUAUGAAAAUAGCGUCUCAGAUUCGAGCCCAAUAUCUCAUUCAAUAUCGCCUCAACGGAUAUUUUUUUUUUAUACAACUUAGAAUGGCAAACAAGCUGACGGCCCACCUGAUGGAAAGUGGUACCCGUCGCCUAUAGACAUGAGCACUACUAUAAACAUAUAUAACAUAUAACAGAGUAUACUGUUUCGCCCAUGAUACCCCCCCCCCCAUGCGUUGCCAUUCCUGAGGACUCAGGUAUUGUUCCUCUGUACCCAGUAAAUUCACGCCAAAUCCCAUCCUUCAAACCGAAACACAGCCAUGCAAACACAACUGCUUUAUGGUUGAAACACGAAUGGGACAGAGGUACCCAAGCAAUCGACUUUUGUACAAAGUCUCCCUCUGGCAAAUAUCAAAUAUCUGUUAUGGAUAUGUCAAAUAUCUGUUAUGGAUAUGUCAAAUAUCUGUUAUGGAUAUGUCAAAUAUCUGUUAUUCAAUAUAUAAUAUCGGAAUAAAGAACCCGAUUGAAAUGAAUAUAUAGGUAUUCGAUCGGUAUGAGCGAUAUCAAAAAGUAUGUGAUGAAAAUGAUGACCUUUUUUUCCGCUAUCAAUAUCCAGAGGAGCUCAAUAUAUAGAUAUUGGAACGAUAACGAUAUUACCCAUAUUUAAUGUGAUGUCAAAUUGUUUUUUUUUAAAGCAAAUAAAUAUUUCAUUUCAUUUCAUUUCAUUUCAUUUCAUUUAAUGAGGAGUACCAAUGGGCUUCAGUAUAUUUUGUCUAAUGGCCCCUUAUAUACUAAAAACAUCACUAGCUUAUCAAAAUCGGGUUUUUUCUUGAUGGGUGAAAAUGGAAUGGUAACCCCUCCUGCGUUAACUAAAUACGCUGACGGAGCACCAGUGAAGGUUAAUAGAUGAGAAUGAAAACAGGCCAGUUAGCCCAUCAUGAUGAAUUCAUCAGGAAUUAACCAUGAUAGUUUCCAGGGAGAACCGCGAGAAGGUCGACCUGGUUGGGUAUAUUGCUAGCAAUGGGAUUCUCAGUCUCCAUUACUAACAAUCCCUUUCACCCCUAUUAAAAUCGGGUUAUACAGAGCAAACUCUAUUCUCUAUAUUAAUUCCAAAGAUUAUAUAUGAUAAAAAUGUAAUGAAAUAAAGAUUUGCUUUAAACACACAUUUAACGUAGUAAAGGCCAUGUUUAAUUGCCUUAUAGUCUUGACUUAUAGUCAAUAAUCCUAUUCACCCCCUUUUCCUUUCUCCUCAAGCACUAGCCUAUGGGGUGAAACGCGCUUUAAACAAAUCAUAAUACAAGUUAUUUCGUAAAUCGCUCCAUCCACUUUCACAACUCGUUAUAUUAUCUACCCAGGGAUGUAUUAAUAGAAUUAAUAUUUAUAAGGAUGGAUGCAUUAAUAUUUGUUAUGAAUGAAGAUGAAAUAUUACAUCCAUCUUUGCUAACGGUAUAUAAUGACAGAGCACCAGUAGAGUAAUAAAAUGAUGAGUUACCCUAUCUUAGCAAAUUAACUACAAACUAACUACAAUUGUUUCAAGAAGGUGACCGUGUGGAGGUCGACAUGACAAGGCGUAUUGCUACCAGGGUCUAACAUUCUUAUUAUUAAUAAUUCCUUCCCCCCUGCAUGGAUGUUUGUUACCCAUUCAAAAACCAAUGAAUGAAUUUAUAUGUUUGGUUAUGUCGUAAAUAAGAUCAUAGAAUAUGUUCUGAUUCACGUAAGCAAAACCACGAGAUAUAGCUAAUAUGUCUGCCUAUUAAUCUCGGCAGGAGAUCUAAAAUACUCGUAGUAAAAUAUACAAAUCCUCCUAGAAUUUCUUUCGUAUAACCCUACCAAAAUAAAUAGGCGCGUUGCCAUGAAGACGUAUUUACGUAUUAACACACUAAUACAGUUCCAUCGGACGAUUAAUACGAAAUAAAUCCUAAUGGGAAUUACAUAAGUGGCUAUUUUAGAUCCUAGGUUAUCUGUACAAAUAUUAUAAAUGUAAAAGUACCUUUUAGAGUUUUGUUGUUUUUGUUUACCUUUUAGAAUCUUAACGGCCUAAUAAAUCACUAUGAAGUUACAGGUACUAUAUGGGAUGGAGAAGGAUAUAGCCUACUUUCAAUCCUAGACACGCAUACGAAGUCGCCAAUAAAAACUAGUACGAAAUAAGUCGUAUUAAGAUUUGCAUAUAGCGGCGUUUAUAACUCCCGAUUUCUUAAUGAAGUAGACGUAAUUAUAUGUAGGUAUAAUCAUAAAUAGAUGUAAAAUUAAUGGAAACCGGUGCAAGGAUCACUUUCACUGAAUAUUAUGUGGAAGGAUCGACGACUUUUUUAAUAAUUUAAUAAAUGUUAAUUAUAAUAAAAUUGUUCAUUAAAUUAAAGAUUUAGAAAUAAAUUUGUGAAUGUUGUGUUGUGUUUUACAUUUUUUUUUAUCCCAAUUUGAAUCCGAAAAUAAUGCAACUGCUGAGAAAUCAUAAGUGAUCCGUUAUUUCUUCGACAGACUUAAAAAAAAGAGGUUCUAAAAUCGGUUGUAUUUUUUUUUGUUUUAUGUAUGUUACCUUACAACUCCGUCAGUUUAAACCGAUUUGGGAUUUUUUUUUAUCUGCAAAGAUAUACUUACAGACUGAUGCCAUUGAAAUGUUACCAUAAUCGGUUCAGUUAUUUAGUUUUUAGAUAAAAAUACUCGUUUUAGUAGUUUUUUUUUUUUUUUUUGUGGGACAUAUUCUUUAAUUAUUAAUAAUUGGGUAUAGAAUGGUAUCUCGAACUUGUGUCCCACCAGUAUAUGUGUUAAUUUAUAAAUUUUAUCAAAACUGACACGAACACUCAGGUUAUGGAAUGAGCUCCCUGCCGAGGUUUUCCCAAGAGACUACAGCAUGGCGUUCUUCAAAAGGGGGGUAAAGAGGUUUCUUCAGGGUCGGCAACGCGCGCGUAAUACCUCUGAUAUUGCAGGCGUUCAUAGGCUACGGUAACCGCUUACUAUCAGGUGGGCCGUAUGCUUGUUUGCCACCUCAGUGGUAUAAAAAAAAUCCUGUUAAACCCAUAUUUUUUCUCAGUUGAAACCCAAAUGAAAAGGAGAUUAUCAGUAUUGAGGGUUUAGCUUUUUUUUUAAUGGAUAAUAAUGGAAUGGCAAUCUCGCCCGCGCUAACGGUAUACACAGGCGGUGAACCAGUAAGGGAUGACCGGUGAAAAUGAAAAGGCAAGUCAGUUAGCCCAUCGUGACAAAUACAACUAGAAUUCAACACGAUGGUUUUCAGGGAGGACCAUUUGAAGAGAGACCUGACAGGGUAAUUUGCUAGCAAUGAGACUGGUGGUGUGCAUUACUAACAAUACCCCCCUCCAGGGGGCCCACGUGGAGGUCGACCUGACAAGUUAUAUUACUGACAAUAGGAACUAACAUUCCUAUUACUUUGUGUCCGUCAGUCUAUUUCUAUGUUUGUUAUUUUCACAGCGUAUUUCUGAAGGUCAAAUAUUGAAAUCCAAAAAACAAAUACACGCAUUCCAAGUGUUUACCUACUUCCAAAAUCCAUGCAGACGAAGCUGCAACCAAAUGGUACUAUAUUAAUGAAACAACAUAAAUCAAGAACAUCAA
This is a messenger RNA of Galleria mellonella (greater wax moth), 8203 nucleotides long. RefSeq names its product receptor-type guanylate cyclase gcy-1. The coding region runs from base 175 to 2040 and encodes 621 amino acids. Gene Ontology annotation, molecular function: guanylate cyclase activity; peptide receptor activity. The transcript is spliced from 16 exons. Gene Ontology annotation, biological process: receptor guanylyl cyclase signaling pathway; cGMP biosynthetic process; intracellular signal transduction. NCBI's taxonomy places the organism in Eukaryota, Metazoa, Arthropoda, Insecta, Lepidoptera, Pyralidae. The record is from RefSeq and is a predicted model, not a curated record.